Argentina anserina (silverweed cinquefoil) is the source of this 962-nucleotide messenger RNA. Its product is annotated as V-type proton ATPase subunit c4. The transcript is spliced from 3 exons. Lineage: Eukaryota; Viridiplantae; Streptophyta; Magnoliopsida; Rosales; Rosaceae. Gene Ontology annotation, molecular function: proton-transporting ATPase activity, rotational mechanism. Gene Ontology annotation, cellular component: proton-transporting V-type ATPase, V0 domain; membrane. Gene Ontology annotation, biological process: proton transmembrane transport. The record is from RefSeq and is a predicted model, not a curated record. Bases 155 to 655 code for a protein of 166 amino acids.
GUGACUCCUAUAAUAUCGGGGGCAUAAUCGUAAAAGCACGGGCAUCCAUUUUGAGGCUGAGAUCGAAACACAGACGCUUAAAAGCUCUUUAAUACCCUCCAAGAGUCGGAGAAAUCCUCAGAAAUUCCAGAUCCGAUCAUCUACCUUGUCGAGAAUGGCUUCCACAGCUUUCAGCGGCGAUGAAACGGCACCGUUCUUCGGCUUUCUCGGCGCCGCCGCGGCCCUCGUCUUCUCCUGUAUGGGAGCAGCGUACGGGACGGCGAAGAGUGGAGUAGGAGUGGCGUCGAUGGGAGUUAUGAGGCCGGAGCUGGUCAUGAAGUCCAUCGUGCCGGUGGUUAUGGCUGGAGUGUUGGGCAUUUACGGCCUUAUCAUCGCUGUUAUUAUCAGUACCGGUAUUAACCCCAAGGCGAAAUCCUAUUACUUGUUUGAUGGCUACGCUCAUCUCUCAUCUGGUCUCGCUUGUGGCCUUGCUGGGCUCUCAGCUGGUAUGGCUAUCGGCAUUGUUGGUGAUGCUGGUGUUAGAGCCAAUGCCCAACAGCCAAAGCUUUUUGUUGGGAUGAUCCUCAUUCUCAUUUUUGCUGAAGCCCUUGCUCUGUAUGGUCUCAUUGUUGGUAUCAUUCUUUCCUCCCGAGCAGGUCAGUCAAGAGCUGACUAAUUAGCUGUGCUGGUUGGAUUUCUCGAUUGCCGCUAUUGAACAAGCUCUUGUUCUUGUAUAAGCUCUUCUUUCUUUUUGGAAGUAGUAUUGCUGAUUCUUGUUUGUUGUGAUCGAUGCCUACUGGAUUGGUAGUAUUUACGUACCGAAGGUAGAAAUUAGAGUUAGCAAAAUAGUUUUACUUCUGAAUAAAUUUUAAAUUUGUAUCCUUUGUCAAUUUUCAUCAGACUGGUCUGUACUGAGAAUUCAAAUUAUCAUUAAUUGUUCGAUAUUAUUUCUUGUAGCAUUAUGUUAUAUUCUUCAUAUUCUA